AGGAAAUGUUUUAUUAUCAAGGGCGCACUUGACGUCCCAAAGGCUGUAGUGUUGGUUUUGUGAAGUCGCCUGCCAUGGUGCUGGAAGCCCUUGGGGCAGCUGUUUCUGGGGCUGUGGCCCUGGGGACUAGCAAUUGGGAUAUGUGGGGGAUGACCGGGGGUCUUGCUACUUCGGGACGUGGUGCCCAGGUAGAUCAAGCUUUUCAAAGGAAACACGACCGAAUUGACUACAAGGUCACACGGCAAGGCCUUCACCGAGAUGACAUCUCAGAUCUCAUUCAGUUGACCACUGGUCGGAUGGAUAUGUACAACUUGGUGGGUGCUCUGUUGCUGACCUUCGCGCUGCGGUGGAUCACCAGCAGCGAUUUGGUCGUCGUUCCAGACUUUCCUCAUUGGCCGGUUUGGUAUUCGACUGUAUUUGUCAUCGCUUGCUUCUCUUCAGUUGGCUAUUUGAUUUUCUCCCUGUGGUUUGCCAUGCACUGUUCCAUAACUGCACAGGCCCUCGGCACGCGCAUGCGUCUCAACUUCACAAGGUUGUCUGUGCCGGACAAUUCUACGAUCUCUAAGCUGAAGGUCCCAUUCUUCAUUCCUGGAGGAGCAUUAGAAAAGGUUCAGAAGACCGUGUUCGAUGGGUCGCUGGAUGGCGUACAGCUUCGCAAGGAGCUGGUGGCUGAUUUGGAGCGUGGACAUGAGGUGUCUGCUAUUGACGAUGACCUCUCCACCGCCUCUGCAAUCUCAUCUCAUCGGUCAUUGCCAGCCUAUGUGUCCCGCCCCUCGGAGUGGCGAGACCACAACGACAAGAACGACGACGACAAAGACUUUGAGAAGCAUCUCCGGCGCUGGAUUCGCUUGCGUGGGCACUGGUUAGGCUAUGAUGCCUACGCUCGUGCCUGCAUGGUGGUGGGCAUGAACCAGAUGCUCCAAGCAUUGACCUACCACGUCGUUGCAGUUUGCUGGAAAGUUUCGGCCAUCACUGCUUUUGCUUGCUUAGCGUUGGCAAAGCUGCUGACAUUGUGUGUGCUCCGGAUUGAUGUGAACUGUGCGAAGCCUUACACUUGCCUGGGCUAUUGUCUUCUUUUGACGCUGGAAGUGGCCCCUCCCUUCUGUGCAACGAUCCUUCUCGUGAUUUACACGCCUGGGGUGGAUUGGGAUGAUUGGAUUGAAGGAGCUUUGGCAUUUCCGAUCUUCCUCAUGCAUUGCCUGUGGACGCUGUACCUGGCGUCGCAGCUAUCUCCAGCGGAUGAGCCUGUAUUCAAAGGUGCAGACCCCAAUCAUCACUGCUCAUCGGACGAGGGGACAAGUGACGAGAGCAUGGACGAUGAUCUCGAAAGGCACCACGAGAUGAUAAAGAGGGGCUCAUUCGGUUUGGGGAAUUUGCCCAGGCGGCUUCAGGGAGCUAGAUGGCUUGAUAUCAUCAGACUGGAGCAGCCUGUACCUCGAGACGAGCUGGAGGAGGAGUGGAUAGGGGUCGAUCCACUUCCAGGCCAAAUUACUUUGCGCUUUACAUUGACCUUGGCUGGGAUUUGGGUGUGCGCCGGGUUGGCACAUAUGGCUGGGACUGCGACUGGCUGGGACCAGGCCGUGGUCAUCAAUUGCGAUGAAAACAACUGCACAGGUCCUGGCAAUACGCCAGUGGUUUGGCCACAUGCAAGACCAAGACCACACCACAGGAUAAAAGCCAGACGGCUACGGUCUGUUGCGAGAAGGGUGCUCCAGUCUGAGUGGCCAGCACCCGCGAGUCUUUUUCAGGUCAACUCUUUGCACUGCGGGAGGAAUGCGAGCGAAUUCCAGCUGUUUGUCCACAACGGCUUUGACUUUUUUGGCGCCAAUCGCGUGGCUGAUGAGCUAGUGGGAUUUUUCAGGUUGGGCAUUCCAGACGAGAGGUCGCUCGUGUUUUGUACCGCUGACUGCUUUUCCCUCAUCGCCGAAGAAAAUAGUUCUUGGAGCUUGAGGCUUUUGAACAAAGCAGCGGAGCCGCUGAACCCUGGAAUUUUUGUGCGGAACGUGAUUGUUCCGCCCACGUGGCGGCGUAUCUCGGCAGCCUGGCAAGGACUCGAUGUAGUGCUGGCAGGAUGGGAUGGAAGCGGGAUUGUCACAGCGAGGCUGCAACAGGACCGGCUUUCGGGAGCUUGGCAUCUGGAGCAAAGAUUCAAGGUGCAACCUGGUGCAGGCCUUUGCUAUGCAAGCGCAAGAACUUGUAAGCGACACGCUGCAGAAACUUAUGCAGAUGUGCAAGCUUUACAGAUUGGCAUAGAAGGUCAAACCCUCGCGGUGCUUCAUAGUGGCAACCGCCUUGAUUUCUGGGAUUUAAUAGAUGGCGCCUUCUUGGAACAGCUCGAUCUUGGCGUUGCUCACAGGCUUGUUUAGAGUUCUCAGCAGGCUUAGCAUGCCACGUUCCAACACACGUCUCUCCUUAAGAUGUCACUCGCUCUGCUAGGGCAAUGUGCCAUGAUGAUCUAGAGCUGCAUUUGGCCCGGCAGACGCCCGGGGGUCCGGUUGUGGAGGUGCUACCAUUGGAUAGUCUUGAAUUUCUUGCGGGUCGAAGGUCAUCAGCGACAAUGACGCCUGAGAAGUUUGAAACCUGAACAGGUCUCAAGCGUCCGAGGUCCUGCGAGCCCAGGCGCCGCCUGGGCAAUCUACCUGUAGUUGCCCAUU
Messenger RNA from Durusdinium trenchii, 2654 nucleotides. NCBI's taxonomy places the organism in Eukaryota, Dinophyceae, Suessiales, Symbiodiniaceae. The record is from the annotation of a GenBank genome assembly.